UGAAAAACUAGGAUACUGGUGAAUGUACAGAUCUUGCAUACGUGGAUCCUCAGCUAAGAAUUGCUUCCUUCUCACAGAAGUGUGAGAUUUUACCAGAGAAGAAUUUCUUCUUAGGUUGCCCUGGCUGCCCCGAAGAGAUACCUGUCGACAGCCCAGAUAUGAAGGAGGCUCUGAAUCAUUCCAUUACAAAGCUUAAUGCAGAGAAUAAUGCAACUUUCUAUUUCAAGAUUGACAUUGUGCACAGAGCAACAUCACAGGUGGUGAAUGGAUUCAAAUAUUUUAUUGAGUUCACAGCCAGGGAAACCACAUGUUCCAAGCAAAGACAUGAAGAGUUGAGCGAAAGUUGUGAGAUCAAAAAACAUGGAGCAAGUCUAAGAUGCACUUUUGAUGUUUACUAUCCAGUAGGUGAGAAGAAUAGAAUUGACUCUACUUUCGAAUGUCAAUCACCAGGAAAGAAGCAACUAAGACCCUGCGUGUACAAGGGCCGACCUCGGGAGGCAGGGACACAGCCAACAUCUAAGAGUGAGGCCUCUUGACCAGUGGGCAAAAUCUCCACGUCUCGCACAAUAGCCCAGCAUCCUGUCAGCAA
Molecule: messenger RNA, 589 nt
Organism: Myotis brandtii (Brandt's bat)
Lineage: Eukaryota; Metazoa; Chordata; Mammalia; Chiroptera; Vespertilionidae
Product: T-kininogen 2-like
Exons: 5
Coding region: 159-536 (125 amino acids)
Biological process (GO): negative regulation of endopeptidase activity
Cellular component (GO): extracellular region
Molecular function (GO): cysteine-type endopeptidase inhibitor activity
Source: RefSeq, a predicted model, not a curated record